AUGAGUUACCAACCUGUUGAAAACCAACCUCCUCCUUACGGUAACCCAGAACCCCGUGUGGACGGUGACAACAUCCCCGACGACUUCAAGUACUCAGUCAAUGUUGCGUCCUGUGAGUUGCCCAUUCGUCAGAUGUUUAUUAGAAAAGUAUAUGCUCUUCUUUCUGUGCAACUAGUGAUGACCCUCGUGGUGGGCCUCAUCAUUAAGUCCAAUAGUGCUAUCCAAUCAUGGUGCUUGAAUAACAUGUGGUUGUUCAUUGUAUCGGUGGUCGGGGCCCUCGGCUUUGGCAUUGGUACUCACGUUAUGGCCAGAUCUUAUCCCACCAACUUGAUUUUAUUGAGUGGAUUCACUUUGUGUGAAAGUUACGGGAUUGGCCUCACGUGCUCAAUGGUGAAAUCGGACGUGGUGCUCCAGGCGGUGAUGUUGACGUUUGUAAUCUUUGUGGGAUUGACAUUGUUUGCAUUCCAAACCAAGUACGACUUCACCAGCUGGCAAGGUGCUUUGUCGAUGGGUUUGUGGUUCCUCAUUGGCUGGGGGUUCAUCAUGAUUUUCUUCCCCCAGUCAAAAAUGGCGAACUUGAUCUACUCAGGGAUUGGGGCUUUAGUGUUUUGUGUGUAUAUCAUCGUUGAUACUCAGAAUAUCAUGAAAACCUGUCAUUUGGAUGAUGAGAUUCCUGCCACCAUGAUGUUGUACUUGGACAUCCUCAACUUGUUCUUGUUUAUUUUGAGGAUCCUUGACAGCAGACUGAAUGACUAG
Molecule: messenger RNA, 756 nt
Organism: Yamadazyma tenuis ATCC 10573
Lineage: Eukaryota; Fungi; Ascomycota; Pichiomycetes; Serinales; Debaryomycetaceae
Source: RefSeq, a predicted model, not a curated record